Theobroma umbraticum is the source of this 1272-nucleotide messenger RNA. RefSeq lists its product as uncharacterized. NCBI's taxonomy places the organism in Eukaryota, Viridiplantae, Streptophyta, Magnoliopsida, Malvales, Malvaceae. The record is from RefSeq and is a predicted model, not a curated record.
UGUAUUCACUUAUUCACAAAUAUAUAUAUAUAUAUAUAUAUAUAUAGUCAGAUUGCUGGAAUCGGAUUCCUUUCUUCAUAACUGCUGAAUCUUUCAUCAAUCUUAAGCAUCACGAGAGGGCACGCAUCUGUGCGAAGUGGAGGAAGAAUCAUGCUUUACAUCAGAUUCCAAAAACGAAGAAGCAAUGCAAAGCAGCCACUAAAACGAUAACAAGGAUAUAUUCAUUAGGUUAACGUCCGUCCUUUGAGCAGGAAAUGAAUAAAUUCUAUAAAAUCACACAGUCCCGAAGCCAGCGCAAUAAUUAAAUUAACAGAUCAGAGCUUUGCUCAUUAUCUGGGAGCCAAGACAUCAUGAGCAGUGGCGCUAAUAAUAACACACCAUUUUGGCCGACUUGGCGAUCUGGACAUGACUAUGGUGCCUAUGCUCCUACCAACAGCAAUGAUCCAAACCGCAUCGAGCCUAUUUUUCGUCAUUCCGUUCCCUUCCAAGCCACUGCAGAUGCCAGUCGAGGUUCAAGGGACCCUUGGCAGAUGCCAGAGGAGAGAGUGAUAGCACGACCUUUCAGCUUUUCAGGUUUCCCAGAUCUUCCACGUACUCGUACUCCAGUUCAAAUUGUAUGGCUUGACAAUGUCCCAGCAAGGGCGGCCAAUCCCAGGUUCUCAGGACCCCUUCAAAGGUUCACAGUCCAGCAAGUACAGCUCCCAGCUGCCCCUGCCCAACAAGAACAUUCCAGAUCGACUCAAGACGAGCAAAGCAAUGUUUUAGGUAAGCUGAAGAAGGAAAUUUACAAUCCUAUCCCCAAGCAGAUGACACGGAGGUUAAGCAUGUACUACCGGGAUCAAAACAGAAGCAACUUGUAUAAUGAGAAGGAAAGAGAGAAAGACGAGGAUGGGAAGAGGUGUGCAAUUUGCUUGGAAGAUUUUGAGCCUAGAGAGCAAGUCAUGCUCACUCCUUGUGACCAUAUGUUCCAUGAGGAAUGUAUCGUCCCAUGGGUGAAGAGUCAUGGCCAAUGUCCAGUGUGCAGAUUUGUGCUUAGCGAGCGCAUUAGACAGAAUGCAUCUUCUAUAAGCAAUAACAACGCCUCAAAUGUAGCUGCAACUGACCUAUUUGCAGGAGAGUUGAUCUCGAUUAUAAGAGCAAUGGAGGAGGCUUUCUUAUGGGGCGAUUCCCGUUGAUUUAUGUAUGUUUUUCUAUGAUGGAUAAUUUCUAUGUUGAUUUAUAUACAUAUAUAUAUAUAUAUAUAUUUUGAAUAAACAAUUUUGGAUACACUCA